This is a messenger RNA of Beta vulgaris subsp. vulgaris (sugar beet), 2722 nucleotides long. Its product is annotated as receptor protein kinase-like protein ZAR1. NCBI's taxonomy places the organism in Eukaryota, Viridiplantae, Streptophyta, Magnoliopsida, Caryophyllales, Amaranthaceae. The coding region runs from base 264 to 2384 and encodes 706 amino acids. The transcript has 2 exons. The record is from RefSeq and is a predicted model, not a curated record. Gene Ontology annotation, biological process: protein phosphorylation. Gene Ontology annotation, molecular function: protein binding; ATP binding; protein kinase activity.
GACAGAAUAUGAGUGGGGACCCUUCACUGUUUUACCCCAUCUUUCUUUCUUCACCUUCUUUUUCCUUUCAAUCUGCUUUUUUCUCUCAUGUCCUUUUCUUUACUACUCUUCCAUACUAUUCCAUCUUUCCAUGCUGCAAACCCUUUUCUCACUCUCCUCUUUUCACUCACACAUUUCGGCUUAAUUCUUCAGUCUUUGGCCAAAAACCAUUUUCCACUCUCAGGUAAGCCAAAUUCUUCUCUUACAACCUCCUAAUUUUGGGAAUGUAUCACUUAGUUUUGUGGAUUUUUCUCCUCAUUAACCCAAAAUCUUCCGUGAAUUGUUUAAAUGAAGAAGGAUUAGCACUUUUAUCAUUUAAACAGUCCAUUACUCAAGACCCAGAAAGUUCUUUGAGCAACUGGAAUCAAAGUGAUGAAAACCCUUGUUCAUGGAAUGGUAUCACUUGUAAAAACCAGAAAGUAGUUUCUGUUAGCAUUCCUAAGAAAAAACUUGUUGGUUUUUUACCAUCUUCUUUAGGCUCUCUUUCUGAUCUCCGCCAUGUUAAUUUAAGGAGCAAUAGAUUUUAUGGGCCUUUACCACUUCAGCUUUUCCAAGCUCAAGGACUUCAAAGUUUGGUACUUUUUGGUAAUUUCAUAUAUGGGUCAUUACCAAAUGAUAUUGGGAAGCUUAAAUUCCUUCAGAAUUUGGAUUUAUCACAAAAUUUCUUAAAUGGGUCUUUGCCAUCUUCAAUUCUUCAAUGUAAGAGGUUAAAAAAUCUUGUGUUGAGUCACAAUAAUUUCACUGGGAGUCUUCCAGAUGGGUUUGGAAGGGGUUUGGUUUCACUUGAGAAGCUUGAUGUUUCUUAUAAUAAGUUUAAUGGGUCAAUUCCAAAUGAUUUGGGUAACUUGUCUAGUUUACAAGGUACUGCUGAUUUUUCACAUAAUUUGUUUAGGGGUUCAAUCCCAGCUAGUCUUGGUGAGCUUCCUGAGAAGGUUUAUAUUGAUCUUACUUAUAACAAUUUGAGUGGACCAAUCCCUCAAACUGGUGCCCUAAUGAACAGGGGACCCACUGCUUUUAUAGGAAAUCCUGGGCUUUGUGGCCCUCCAUUGAAGAAUCCUUGUUCUUCAGAUUCUUCUGCUACAUCACCAUCUUCAUACCCUUAUUUGCCAAGUGAUUCUUCACCACAAGGGAAUGGGGAUGUUGGUGGGAAGAGUAAGGGGAAAGGGCUUAGUAAAAGUGCUGUAGUUGCUAUUAUAGUAUGUGAUAUUGUUGGCAUUUGUCUCAUUGGGUGGUUGUUGUCUUAUUGUUAUUCAAGGGUUGGGCCUUGUAAGAGUAAGGAUGAGAAGGCGGGGAGGGAGAGUAGGGAGUGUUGUUGUUUCAUCAAAGACGAGUCCGAAACUCUAUCGGAAAACGUUGAACAGUAUGAUUUGGUGCACAUGGAUUCCCAAGAGGGGUUUGAUCUAGAUGAACUUCUCAAGGCAUCUGCUUUUGUGUUAGGAAAGAGUGGGAUUGGUAUUGUGUACAAAGUGGUGCUUGAAGAUGGACUCACCUUGGCUGUGAGAAGACUAGGUGAAGGUGGUUCGCAGCGGUUUAGGGAAUUUCAAACUGAAGUUGAAGCAAUUGGGAAACUUAGGCAUCCGAAUAUUGUCACUUUAAAGGCUUAUUAUUGGUCUGUUGAUGAGAAGCUGCUUGUGUAUGAUUAUGAAUCCAAUGGAAGUCUAGCCACUGCUUUACAUGGGAAGCCAGGCAUGCUCACAUUCACACCACUAUCAUGGUCAGUCCGAUUACAAAUCACUAGAGGUAUUGCUAGAGGUUUAGUGUAUUUGCAUGAAUUCAGCCCGAAAAAAUAUGUUCAUGGCGAUUUAAACCCAAGCAAUAUACUGCUUGGACAGAGCAUGGAACCCAAAAUCGCAGAUUUUGGACUCGGGCGCCUAGCCAAUAUUGCUGGGGGAUCUCCUACUCUACAAUCUAGUAGGAUGACCUCUGAGAAAACACCACAAAAGCAAGCAGGCAGUGCACCAUCAGAAGCUGGUAGUUUCUCAGCUACGAACGCGAUUUCUUACUAUCAAGCACCUGAAUCCCUUAAAGCUGUGAAACCAUCACAAAAAUGGGAUGUUUACUCAUAUGGUGUAAUAUUAUUGGAAAUGAUUACUGGGAGAUCUGCUUUGGUGCAAGUAGGCACCUCGGAAAUGGACCUUGUUCAAUGGAUUCAACAUUCCAUUGACGAGAAGAAGCCUCUAAUUGAUGUUUUAGAUCCAUCUUUGGCUCAGGAGGCAGACAAGGAAGAUGAGAUAAUUGCUGUGCUGAAAAUUGCUAUGGCUUGUGUUCACAGUAGCCCUGAAAAGAGGCCGACGAUGAGACAUGUCUACGAUGCUUUGGAUCGAUUACCCGAGUUGAGUCCUUAAUCUGUUGUCUUAUCAAUGAAAGAUGCGGUCUUCCUUGAAGCCAAAUUUCUUUGUAAAAUGUUGUCAUUUUUAGGGGUGGUUUUUUUAAUGCAUUUGUUGCCCGUGAUCUCAGUCACUUUCUUGCUACUGAAGAGUAGGAUUUAGACUAGCCGUGUUGUAGGAAUAUGUACACUCUUUUGAGAGUUUUGGGUGUGUUUUUAACGUACAUGAUCGCAAGUACAUAAUGCCAAAUGUUGUCUCAUGUUCAUCUUCUUUUUGUGUUUGUAAUCUUUGCAGCAGAAAGCUUUUGUCUCGUUGUUGUUUGUCAAUAUAAUAGAAAUGUGAUUGUUUCUUGCCUA